Bufo gargarizans (Asiatic toad) is the source of this 3716-nucleotide messenger RNA. RefSeq names its product aminoadipate-semialdehyde dehydrogenase (gene AASDH). The record is from RefSeq and is a predicted model, not a curated record. Gene Ontology annotation, biological process: amino acid activation for nonribosomal peptide biosynthetic process. NCBI's taxonomy places the organism in Eukaryota, Metazoa, Chordata, Amphibia, Anura, Bufonidae. Gene Ontology annotation, molecular function: protein binding.
CAAAGAGCAAAGCCCGUGCAUGCGCACUAUACUAUGCAUAUAUUUACUAUGGAGCUGCGGUCCUUAUGUAGGCUCCUUAGCAGCAAGUGUCUGCAGAGUGUAUAAUGCUCUGGGGAAGGUCGCUGAUCUCCAGAUGGCGGGUACGCUGCAUGAUAUUGUAGUGCAGGCGGCUGUGUUAUAUAGAGACAAGAAAGCAGUAUGUUUUCAACCAUACAACAAGACUCCAGUAUACUGCACCUACCAGGACAUGCUGCAGGGGGCUGAAGAGCUGACACUUUUCCUGAAAUCCCAUAAUCUGGAAAAUAAAACUAUUGGCCUCUACUGCCAUCCAAACAUCCAUCUGCCAUCCUGGAUUCUAGGGAUUCUAAGAGUUCCGGCUGCCUAUUCUCCAGUAGAUCCUGGCGCGCCAUCGUCCUUCACAUCUUCUUUAAUGCAGCGGUGUAAGAUACAGCAUGUGCUUGCGGAGAAAGACAAAGUUGAGAUGUUCAAGUUACUACCUGGCUGGACUGAAAAGGAGUCAUCCACGGUCCAGCAUCUUCACGUUACACUUUUUGAGGCUGUUACAAGUGAGAAAGGGGGUGAAGCAGAGGCCAAUAAUGAAGUAGACCCCCAUAUACCUGGUGACAGAGACUAUACCAAGAGCUUGCAGGAUGAAGAGCACAUUGACAUUCGAGACAGACAAUGCUUAGCUUAUGUUCUACACACCUCUGGGACAACAGGUGCCCCCAAAAUAGUCAGCGUGCCCCACUGCUGCAUUGUGCCAAAUAUUCUUCAUCUAAGAUCCAUCUUUGAUGUCUCACCAAAUGACGUUGUGUUACUGUCAUCACCUCUAACAUUUGACCCAUCUGUUAUUGAGAUGUUCAUGGCCUUAUCUGCUGGAGCCUGUCUUCUGGUUCUGCCAGACCCCCUUAAAAUGAUGCCUCAGCGGCUGUGCAAUCUGCUGUUCCACCAGCAUAAAGUGACCGUGCUGCAGGUCACUCCCACUUUUUUAAAAAGAUUUGGUACUCAUUUAAUCUGCUCUUCUGUGCUAUCCAAAGAAACAUCCUUAAGACUUUUGGCUCUUGGAGGAGAACAAUUCCCACCUCUAAGUGUCUUAAAAAGUUGGAGACAGCCUGGCAACAAGACACGCAUCUUCAGUCUUUAUGGCGUCACUGAAGUUUCAAGUUGGGCAACUUAUUAUGAAGUCCCAGAGACCAUGCUUAACUCUCCAUCUGGUGAUUCAGUGCCCCUUGGCAGCCCCCUGCAUGGAACGAUGGUAGAAGUCCGGAAUGAUGACGAUGUGAGGGUUGAAGAAGGAGAAGGACAGGUUUUUCUGGGAGGGAAACAGCGAGUAUGCUUUUUGGAUGGGGAGAUGGUCCUGCCUUGUGGAAAAAUGAGAGGAACGGGGGACUGGGUGAAAUUGCAAGAUGGGAACAUAUUUUACUUGGGACGCAAAGAUAACCAGAUUAAACGCCAUGGCAAGAGAUUAAAUACGGAGUAUGUACAGCAGGUGGUAGAAAGGCUUGAACCUGUGGAAUCAUGCGCAGUGAUGUGGUUUAAGGCCAAACAAUUAUUAGUCAUAUUCAUUGUGCCGAAGAGACCCUUAGAAAUAAAGUCCUUAUGGAGACUUAUGCAGAGUGAUCUUCUGAGUUAUGCAUUGCCUGACGAUUUGGUUCUGGUGGACUCCUUGCCACACACAAAGCAUGGUAAAAUAGACCUUUCUAGAUUAAAGCUAGUUUAUGCUGACCACUUACGGCAAAAGAUGGACUCACAGUUGCCACACGUAGAUGACUUGUGGCAUGGCUUGCAGGAUCUAUGGAAGUCUGCGCUGGGACUUCCUGAAGGAUGUUCUGACAUUUCUGAAGAUUCUGUAUUCUUGCUCAGUGGUGGUGACUCUUUAAAGGCGAUCCGGUUCCAUGAAGAAGUGGAGGCUUUCGUUGGUAGAUCUGUCCCAGGACUUUUAGAAGCCAUCCUUAGUGAUACUCUCCUGGAUGUUCACAGACUUAUCCUUAAACAUACUUAUCCAGUCAUGGAGAAAUUACAGAACCACACCAAUGUAAAUGCCACAGAAAACCAUGGUAAUUCCAGUGUAGAUGUUAGGAGGGAGGACUACCCGACUAAAAGGAAAGCUGAAGCUCAGAGGUUGCAAAUGGAUUCUACAUCCUUUGUAUCUUUGAGCCGAGGCAACAGACUGUUCAUGAAUGUGUGUUCUGAACAAGUUGUCCGGCAGUGUGAAGUAGCACAUGGGAUAAGUCCAGAUCUAGUAUGGUUUUCAGAAUUCAGUAAUUCAGGAGCUAAGCGGACAAAGCCAACUGCAUCUUCUGAGUUGGAAAUUACUCUACAAGAAAGAUGGGCAUCAGACACAGAUAAAUGUGUAGAUGCUUCACCUCUCCUUGUUAUAUCAACAAAUAAAGACUCCACAAGGACUGUAUACAUUGGAUCUCAUUCACAUAGAGUGCAAGCCCUUGACCUGGACACAGGGGUAGUUGUGUGGGAGAGAAUCCUGGGAGAUCGUGUUGAAUCUUCUGCUGCAGUGUCUAAAUGUGGAAAUUUCAUCCUCGUAGGCUGCUACGAUGGCGGUAUCUAUAUAAUGAGGAGGACCAGCGGGGAAAACCACUGGAUCUUCACCACUGACAAUGCCGUGAAGAGCUCUCCUGUCAUAGAUCCCGUGUCGGGGCUGGCGUUUGUUGGGUCACAUGAUCAGUACUUUUACGCUUUGGAUGUUGAGGUAAAGCAGUGUGUCUGGAAAGCUCAUUGUGACGGGGGAGCAGUGUUUUCUUCUCCUUGUAUUAGUCCAGAACCACAUCAUUUAUAUGUAGCUACACUUGGAGGACGAGUCCUGGCAUUUAACCCAGUCACAGGAAAAACAAUAUGGAAGAUUGAGCUAGGCAAGCCCAUCUUCUCUUCACCAUCCUGUAACCAGAAUCACGUUUUUGUUGGCUGUGUUGAUGCAAAUUUCUACUGCUUCAGCCAUAUGGGUGAAAAGCUGUGGCAGUUGACUACAGAUGGGCCGAUAUUCUCCUCCCCCUGUAUCUCCACUCUCGCCAGGCACGUCACAUUCGGCUCACACGAUGGCUUCAUCUACUGCUGUAGUGCUGAGGGUGAAUUAUUGUGGAGAUACAGGACCAGCUCACCAGUGUAUGCAACUCCAUUGACAUUUCCCAACCCCCACACUGGGAACACGGAGCUGCUGGCUGUCCCUUCUACAGAUGGAAAGUUGUGGAUACUGGAUGCUCACUCAGGACUUCUGAUCCUGCAGCAUGCACUGGACGGAGAGAUAUUUUCUUCCCCCGUUGUGUAUGGCAGCCGACUGGUGGUUGGCUGCAGGAACAAUUUAGUUUACUGUUUUGACUUGAUCGGGAAUGUCAAGUAAUUAGAAAAUCUGGAUUUCAUGUGGACAAGUGAAUCGCUAUAAUAUUCCUUAUGUGAAAGAAAGUUGCAAGACAUGACCGGAUUUGUCACGAAGGCCCUAAGAUUCCAUUCUACAGAAUUUUUUAUAUAAGGAACGUACCCCGUGCAAAUGUGGCAAUUUUACUGCAACUAACUUGCAAUCAAAUGUGAAAGUAGAACCCUAGUCUUAAACAGGGCAACGGUGACUGGUAGCAAAUGUGUGGGAAGCGGUCAGCGAGAGGUCUGUCUGUCCUUAGGUCGUCUGUGUUCUGUACUUAUUUUUCCCACCAACACUAGUCAAAAGGGUUGUCACUUCAGCAAAUGGUAUUUAUCAUGUAGAGAAAGUG